Messenger RNA from Colletotrichum phormii, 1122 nucleotides. RefSeq lists its product as uncharacterized. The coding region runs from base 1 to 1122 and encodes 373 amino acids. NCBI's taxonomy places the organism in Eukaryota, Fungi, Ascomycota, Sordariomycetes, Glomerellales, Glomerellaceae. The transcript has 3 exons. The record is from RefSeq and is a predicted model, not a curated record.
AUGCUUUCUUUCACGGAUAUUUUAAUCGGCUCGGCCUUCCUGGCCGUUGCCCAUGGCCACGCUGCCAUUCUCGGUGCUCAGGGAGACGCCGGCUCACCUGCUAGUGUCGGGUUCCUGGUUGACCCGAACAUCGCCCGUAACUGCACGACGAUCAACCCUUGCCAGCAGGAUGCUACGAUUAUCCGUGAUAAGGAGAUCAACUCCAACAUCGUCAACGAGUGCGGACGCACCGAGAUUGCUGGCAACAUCGACAUUGGCGAGAGCACCGAGAACGCCCUGGCAGCGAACCAGGUUACGCAGGUCAAGGCGGGCGGCGAGGUUACUGUCACCAUCCACCAGGUCAACGCCGAUGGCGCCGGCCCCUUCUCAUGCGACUUGGACCAGACCAGCAACUCACUCGGCGGCACCGGCCAGAUCCCUCUCGAGGUCACCAACAACGUUCCCGGCGCCAACGGUUUCUCCCAGGCAAAGGCUCAGCAGUUCAACGUCACCGUCAAGAUGCCUGCUGACAUGAAGUGCAAUGGAGCCUCUACCGGAAACGUCUGCACUGUCCGCUGCCGUAACAACGCUGUCGCCGGUCCCUUCGGUGGCUGCUUCGCUGUCCAGCAGACCGAUGUCACCCCUACUCAGAACACUCCCCAGAACAUCCAGACCGGCGCCAAGUUGAAGGGCGUUCUCCAGCAGGUCCAGCAGGAUAUCGUCGACUUCCCCGCCGCUGCUGCUGCCAACCAGAAGGACGGAACCCCCGAGCAGCUGGCCGCCACUGACGCCGCCAACAAGGUUCUGGGCGCUCCCCCCGUCACUGUCAAGGAAUUCCCCGUCGAGAAUACCGGCCCCAGCCAGACCGGAGGCAACACGGCCGCUGCUCCCGCCGCUGCUCCCGCCGCGCCUGCUGCUGACCCCAACGCCGGCAACGCCAACGCUGGUAACGGCAACGCAAACGCUGGAGACAAUGGCAACGCCGGCAAUGCCGGAAACGCCGGCGGCAACGGACGUGCACGCGGCAAGGGCCGGGCUGGCAAGCGUGGCAGAGCCGCCAAGCGUGAGGAGAACGGAUCCCUUCGGUGGGCCAAGCGCUACGUCGUGCCCGGUGCCGACUUCCAGCCCGAGGUUAUGCCAUGA